UUUAACCAGACAACAGAUACUAACAGACAUCCUUUUCAACUGAGUUAACAUCGUUCAGUUGUACUUAAUUAAAGCUACUUAUACAGUGAGUGAUACAAUGCGUAGUUUAAGCAUCUUUCUAUUUUUGCUUUCUUUGAACUUCUGUCACAGUAAAGUAUCAGAUGCGCAACAACAAAUCAUCCAAAAACAUGAACAGAAAAUUAGUGAACAAAUUCUCCAAAUCUUAGAGCAUUACAAGAAGGAUGAUCCUGUGGGAAUCCCCGGUGCGCCAGUCCCCGAUCCCUUGUUGAUCCCCCCCUUAGCACAUUCAUUUUCUUUGGGAAAAAUGAAUUUCGAAAACGUAAAACUGUAUGGUUUGUCCAAAUUUCGAAUACAUCAUAUUAAAGCUGACAUAACUGUGAUGAAAGUGGAAGCCGCCUUAACGAUUAAAACACUAGACGUUAAAGGAAAUUACACGCUGAGAACUUUCAUGUCGUCAGCCAAAGGUCCAUUUACUGUGAAACUAACCGACGUGUAUGUAAAAACCAUAGCAGCUUUGGAAAUCACAAGAAGUGGGCAGUUGGAAGCUCAAGAUAUGGAUAUGGAUAUUACUUUUAAAGGAAUCGCUAUGGACUUCAAAGGAUUGGGAUUUUUCGCUAACAUGUUCCAAGGAGUUAUCAAUUCUGUGGGUACCUUCAUCUUUGAUUCUAUCAAACCGUUUAUUUUGCGUGAAGUCAACACGAAUUUGAGGAAUGAUGUCAAUAAGCAAGUCAGGAAAAUUCCCCAGAAGUUUCCCAAUUCAAUUUCGCCUUUUGAUCAGCUUAUUAUUGAUAUCCGUCACAAAAUUAGAAAUGCCAAGUAUGAUCCCUACAAAGUCAACGAUUACAAUACUAGUGUUGGUGUUUUUGAUGUAUACAUGAGACAUACUUGGUUGUAUGGAUUAUCUUCAAUUCAUAGAGUCGGUGAUAUAACUUUUGAGAUCAAAAAUAACAGUGUGUAUGCACUUCUUGAGGUUGGGACGCAAAAGAUGGAAGGAACAAGUCAUUGGGAAGUUUCUCUGAUUGCUGGGUUUAUGUCAAAAGCAGGAACCGUGUCUUUCAGUGUAGAAUAUUUGAGGGUUCAACUUGCGAUCAGUCAAACAAUGGAUACACGAAAUGCUCCAAAGUUGGAAGAUAUUCAGUUGGAAUUGGGCAAUAUUCAAAUAAGGUUUGAUGGUGCAGGAACCGUGGAUUAUGUGAUCGAAUUUGCAGUGAAUGUGCUUCCUAAUUUGUUGCGGUAUCAAAUUAUGGACGCUUUAGAAGCUCCGGUGAAACAGCGGAUUCAGCAGGAGUUGGAUAAAGUUAAUAUCGAGCGAAUGAUCAAAGAAAAUGUUGAUAAGAUUGAUAAUCCGGAUAGUAUGAAAUUUUUGUAAUGAAAAUAUAGUUCAGAUUAUAAGUU
Messenger RNA from Tribolium madens (black flour beetle), 1416 nucleotides. RefSeq lists its product as uncharacterized. The record is from RefSeq and is a predicted model, not a curated record. Lineage: Eukaryota; Metazoa; Arthropoda; Insecta; Coleoptera; Tenebrionidae. Gene Ontology annotation, molecular function: lipid binding. The coding region runs from base 98 to 1390 and encodes 430 amino acids. The transcript is spliced from 3 exons.